AAAAUUUGCUUAAAACGACCUAUCGUAUACCAUUCAACAAUACAAUCCAUUUCGAGGGACCACACGCUCCACGCACUACUCUUUUUAGUUUUUAGUCUGUGUCUCGUAUUUUUAUCCCUCCUUCGGUGUCUUAAGCUUUAUUCUUGUUGCUUCAUUUUUUCAGCUUUCAAUGAAGAAGAGAGGUGCCCCAUUCCAAUCUUUCAAAUGACACACAACCCUUCCUAUCUCACCAUUGUCUUUAUCAUCACUGCUAUUACCUCUCUGCUCUACACUGCUACUGUGGUAGACGGCCUUGGCUCUGCCUCCACCAUCGCUGUCACCUAUAGCACUGCUACUGUCUGCGGUAUCAUUGCCGGUGAGCCCAUCCAAAGAAUCCAAUGCUACCAAAAUGGCCAUGUGAUCUCUAUCCAGCCCAGUGUUUCCUUUGAAUCUAUAUCUGGAGGACAGACCUUCUUCUGUGGCCUCCGCUCUGGAGGCUUCAGUGUUUUCUGCUGGGAGACCGUAGCUACAAAAAACUCAAGCUUUCAACCCAAGCGCAUCUACCACAGUAACAACAUUCAGCUAACUGAUCUAACCGUUGGAGAUGAUCAGGUUUGCGCAAGAGAGGUCAACUCUGGCAUAGCUAAGUGUUGGAGAGGCAAAGGCAGAGGUAGAUCUCCUUUUCCAUCGCCUGCGGUGGCUCUAAAGUUUAGUACACUCACAUCUGGGAGUGGCUUUACGUGUGGAAUUUUGAGGAACAACAGUAGAGUUUAUUGUUGGGGUAAUAAUGAUGUUGGAGCUGCGAUUCAAAGACAGUUUGGGAAUUUAAAGAUGUUAAACUUGGUUGCUGGAGAGUCUCAUGCUUGUGGAUUGAAUGCCAGUGGGUUUCUGGUGUGUAAAGGAAGCAACGGGUCAGGGCAAUUGGAUGUUCCUUUUAGUUCGGCUUUUGCGUUUUCAGGUCUUGCUCUAGGAUCAGAUUUUAGCUGUGCUAUUAAGCAAAGCAACGGAUUAGGAGCAUGCUGGGGUGGGACAAAUAAACUCCAACUUAAUAGCAAAAUAUUGGAAAGCGUUCCCUUUGAGUUGAUUGUUGCUGGUUUGGAUUUCACAUGUGGGCUUACAACGGGGAAUUUAUCGAUUAUUUGUUGGGGUCUGGGAUGGUCUAAUGUGCUUCAUCAUGGAAAUGAGCUUCCACUGGGAAUUAUGAUUCCAGGUUCUUGUGUUCAGUCUUCUUGUGGCACAUGCGGUGUGUAUCCAGACUCUGAGGUUUUGUGUGAUGGGUCUGGGAAUAUCUGUAAAUCAUGCCAGAUUGAUCUUCCAAUUGCCGUGCCCUUGCCUCCGAGAAUAACACCACCAUCUCAGCAAGUACAACCACUUUCUCCAUCAAGGGCCAAAAAUAAGCUUUCUUUGGCUUUUGCGAUUGUCGGAUCUGUUGGUGCCUUUGCAGGCAUCUGCACUAUUAUUUAUUGUUUACGCAGAUUUUCACAUCAUAAUUCUGUGCAGCCCUCAAUUAUCAAUCCCAACCUGAAAGUGAAUGCUGCUGCUAUGACUAACAAUGGUUCUACUACCCCAUCUUUAAGAUCAUAUUCUGUUAGGCAUCAAAGCUCGAGAAGAUUGGGGCGCCAGAGAAGUGGAUCAUCUUCUAAGCGUACAGACAAGACUCAGAAAUUUUUCCUAUCAGAGCUUGUUGCUGCUACAAACAAUUUCUCAUCGGAAAACAAGAUUGGUGCUGGGAGCUUUGGCAUCGUUUACAAAGGCAAACUUGCCAAUGGUUUUGAAGUGGCUAUUAAGAGAGGGGAAACUGGUACGAAGACAAAGAAAUUCCAAGAGAAAGAAAGUGCGUUUGAUUCAGAACUAGCAUUGUUAUCUCGGCUUCACCAUAAGCAUUUAGUGGAACUAGUUGGUUUCUGUGAAGAAAAGGAUGAGAGGCUGUUGGUUUAUGAGUACAUGAGCAAUGGAUCUCUUCAUAGUCAUUUACAUAACAACAACAAUGUUGAAAAGAGUAGCAGCAUUUUGAAUUCCUGGAAAAUGAGGAUCAAAAUUGCAUUGGACGCUGCCACGGGAAUCAACUAUCUCCACAACUAUGCGGUGCCACCCAUAAUUCACAGAGAUAUCAAGUCCUCAAACAUACUUCUAGAUGCAAAUUGGAGUGCUAGAGUAUCCGAUUUUGGGUUAUCAUUAAUGGGGCCAGAAUCUGAUCAAGAAUUCAUGUCAACCAAGGCAGUUGGAACAGUAGGAUAUAUUGAUCCUGAGUAUUAUGUAUUAAAUGUGCUAACAGCCAAAAGUGAUGUUUAUGGUCUAGGUGUUGUGUUAUUAGAGCUUUUGACUGGAAAGAGAGCAGUGUUCAAGACUGAAGAAGAAGGUGCAGGGCCAAUGGGACUUGUGGAGUAUGUAUCACCACUGAUAUUAUCAGGGGAAAUGCAAAAGGUGUUGGAUAAAAGGGUGGGGCCACCAGAGAUGCAUGAGGCCGAAGCCGUGGAGUUGAUGGCCUACACAGCAAUGCAUUGUGUAAGCUUGGAAGGAAAGAAGAGGCCUGAUAUUGUUGAUAUUGUUGCUAAUUUGGAGAGAGCGUUGGGUCUUUAUGAGGAGAUCCCUGCUAGCUUCUCCACUAUCUCAUUCUCCAUUCCAUCAUCAGACUGAAAUUUCCACGCUAAGGAAAAAAAAAAAAAAAAAAAAUUCGGCUCCUUGGUCUCUAAGGUUGGCUAAUACAUGAAUUUGUGCAUGGGGUGAUUGCUGAUCCAUUUACUUGGUUCGGGUAUUUUUUUGGCUCAUUCGCUAUCCUCGGGCUAGGGAAGUCGGAACACUAACAGGCCGACAACUGCGAUUGGACUGGACUUGGCACAACUCAAUCAAAAUGGCACAAGCCACUUUGGCUUGGUUGCCUUGGAUUUUAUAUGACCUUCAAUUUUUCUUUGCAAGAUGUGGGAAUUCCCCACAUUCAACUUGUUUUUUUUCCACAGUAUACCGGUAAAUUUAAGGCAUAAUAAAAAUUUCCAUUUUUCUUUAGCA
This is a messenger RNA of Hevea brasiliensis (rubber tree), 2985 nucleotides long. RefSeq names its product putative serine/threonine-protein kinase-like protein CCR3. The transcript is spliced from 2 exons. Gene Ontology annotation, biological process: protein phosphorylation. Gene Ontology annotation, molecular function: ATP binding; protein serine/threonine kinase activity. Bases 205 to 2616 code for a protein of 803 amino acids. The record is from RefSeq and is a predicted model, not a curated record. NCBI's taxonomy places the organism in Eukaryota, Viridiplantae, Streptophyta, Magnoliopsida, Malpighiales, Euphorbiaceae.